GUAUUUUGCUUUUUCGUGCUAAGAAAUAAAUUAAAACAAUGUUACAGGAAUAUUACAGUAUGUUUUCAAUAGUAAUUUUAGUAACACUAUGGUCUGCUCAAUAUUCAGAAGCGUCUAAGGCAGAAUUCGUGACGUGCGGCACGAUCCUGAAGCUCAUGAACACAGAUCUCCGCCUGCGGCUGCACUCUCACGACGUGAAGUACGGCUCGGGCUCCGGCCAGCAGUCGGUGACGGCGGUGGACGCGGCCGACGACAGCAACAGCCACUGGCUCGUGCGACCCGCCACCUCCGAGACUUGCAAGAGAGGGGCUCCAAUAAAGUGCAACACGGUAGUGCGACUGCAGCAUGUGGCCACUAAGAAAAACUUGCACUCACACUACUUCUCGUCUCCUCUGUCGAGCAACCAGGAGGUGUCCUGCUACGGAGACGAGGAUGGGGAGGGCGACAGUGGAGACAACUGGACUGUUGUGUGCAACAAUGACUACUGGAGACGGGACACUCCUGUUAAGUUCAGACAUGUGGACACUGCAGCAUAUUUGGCAGGUUCUGGGCGCACAUUCGGCCGGCCCAUCAGUGGUCAGGGGGAAAUAGUAGGAGUAUCUUCACAAUAUGGAUCCUACACUGACUGGCAAGCCAAGGAAGGUCUCUUUGUACACCCAAGUGAUCCAUUCCCGGGCGGACAUGCAGUUCAUACUGAGUUAUAAUUAUAAUCAUUAGACUAGUCAAUUUGUAAUAAUAAUGUACUACAUGCAAUGCAAUAGAAGUUUCGUACUUUUUUAAGUUAUUACUAGAAACGAAAGUUGGGAUGCAAACUUCCGGUUCAGAGGGAUGCAAUUUCUGAAUUGUUGCACAAAAGGGUACACUACACCUAAUGUAAAUAAUGAUUUGGUAAGGUGAUCCAAAAACUCAUUCCAAAUAUAAUGAAUUGUAUUUACUAAAGGGUUUUGUGAUACUUUUAAUUUAAGAUGUGUUUAUUAUUUAUAAAAUCAGCAGAGAUUAACUACAAACCAUACUUAUGCCACAUGUGUUUUUGUUUUGGUUGCAAGAUGAAUAUAGAAGCAAGAAGAGCAUGACAAAUAAAAACUAGUGA
Plutella xylostella (diamondback moth) is the source of this 1090-nucleotide messenger RNA. RefSeq names its product stromal cell-derived factor 2-like. Lineage: Eukaryota; Metazoa; Arthropoda; Insecta; Lepidoptera; Plutellidae. The record is from RefSeq and is marked provisional.